GGGUGCAGAUGAGCAACAGCGUGAGCAACGGUGUGGGUGUUUAGUUUUUUUGCUCUGGCUGUCCUUGGGAUCCCCUGGGUUGUCUCAGCUCACUGACCUGCCUGGGCUUUUGCAGAGCAAAGAGGUUGCAGAGCAAAUAUUGCUGGGGCUUCCGGGUGACAGGUUAAGUAAGGCAGUUGGUGUUUGAAGGCUGAGGAUCGAGCUCUUAGGGGAUGCUUAAUGUCCCUCUUCCUUGUCGAAGAGAAGCCAACGGUGGGUUUUAAUUAUCCAGAGCGGGCAUGAUUGAGUGCCCCCCCCCAGUGUGGCUAAACCCCCUUGGCCUCUACUGGGAGGUUGGCUGUGCUCUGCUGGAGUGACAGAUUGGGUAGCUCUGUUGCUGUCCUGUGAGGGCUUGCUUAGUAAAUAAUUCAGGAGAAGAAGUAGUCAAGCCCAAGGGCCCUUUUUAUCUCUUCCUCAGUUUUCUGGCAUGUCGGAAAUGGUUUCUUGUGAGCCUUUUAAGACUUGGAGGGUCCCUUUCUGUGCCUUAGCGCAAAGAGAAGAGAAGGAAACAAGUUAGGGAGGCGGUUGAGUUGAGGGCGGACAUUCAAGCUGUGCCAAGGGGAAAAAACUCCUUAAAGCAUUUCCACCCUUUACUUCUGCAGCUUUUGGAAACAGACACCUGACUUCUGGAAUAGUGGACAUUUCCCACACUCUUUUGGAAUAUAAGAAUUAAAGGACAGAGCGAAAUAGGACUCUGGGCUCUUCUGUUUCUGUUGGGAAUUGAUGUUCCAGGAGACUUGACGUUCAGAGAUUGCCAAGGAGUCUUCUUUCCCUCAGUGAACAUGGAUGUGUGGUCCAGAGUAGCAGUAUGGAUCCUUUGUGGUUUCCUUCUACAGCAAGGACAGGGGGAAAGGGCCCCAGGCACCCACCUGGACGAUGCCACGAUCGCAGAGUUCUGUCGCAUCGACCUGCCCUUGUGCCACAAUGAAGAUGAGCAGCUCAGCUUCGAAGCUGUCCGCAGCAUCCACAAGCAGAUGGACGACGAUGCCAAUGGCAACGUAGACGUGGAGGAGAGCGAUGAGUUCCUGAGGGAAGACCUGAAUUACCAUGACCCAACCGCCAAGCACAGCACUUUCCACGGGGAGGACAAGCUCAUCAGUGUGGAAGAUCUGUGGAAAGCGUGGAAAUCGUCUGAGGUGUACAACUGGACGGUGGAUGAGGUGGUGCAGUGGCUGAUCAACUACGUAGAGCUGCCUCAAUAUGAAGAAACAUUCAGGAAGCUUCAGCUCACGGGCCACGCCAUGCCCAGGUUGGCCGUGACCAAUGCCACCAUGACAGGCACGGUCCUGAAGAUGACCGACCGGAGCCACAGGCAGAAGUUGCAGCUCAAGGCCCUGGACACGGUGCUCUUUGGGCCUCCUCUCUUGACCCGUCAUAAUCACUUGAAGGACUUCAUGCUGGUGGUGUCCAUUGUGAUUGGCGUGGGCGGCUGCUGGUUCGCUUACAUCCAGAACCGCUACUCAAAAGAGCACAUGAAGAAGAUGAUGAAGGACCUGGAAGGUCUCCAUCGAGCUGAGCAGAGUCUUCACGAGCUCCAGGAAAGACUACAGAAGGCUCAGGAGGAGCAUCGUACGGUCGAAGUGGAGAAGGUCUCCCUGGAGAAGAGGCUGCAGGAUGAGAUCAGCCUGGCCAAGCAAGAAGCCCAUCGGCUCCGGGAGUUGCGGGAAGGGACGGAGAACGAGCUCAGCCGGCAGAAGUAUGCCGAGCAGGAGCUGGAGCAGGUCCGCAUGGCCCUUAAGAAUGCGGAGAAGGAACUGGAGGCGCACAGCAGCUGGGCACCCCCCGAGGCCCUGCAGAAGUGGCUGCAGCUCACCCAUGAGGUGGAGGUGCAGUACUACAACAUCAAGAAGCAGAAUGCCGAGAAGCAGCUGAUGCUGGCGAAGGAGGGGGCUGAAAAAAUAAAGAAGAAGCGCAACACCCUGUUUGGGACAUUCCACGUGGCGCACAGCUCCUCCCUUGAUGACGUAGACCAUAAAAUUUUAACUGCCAAGCAAGCGCUGAGCGAGGUGACGGCCGCCUUGCGGGAGCGGCUCCACCGCUGGCAGCAGAUCGAAAUGCUGUGUGGCUUCCAGAUCGUCAACAACCCGGGUCUCCACGCCCUGGUGGCCGCCCUCAACAUCGACCCCAGCUGGGUGGGGAGCUCUGCGCGAGCCAACACCUCCCACUUCAUCAUCACGGACGAUGUGGAUGACCUGGAUGAGGAGAUUGUCUCCCCCAUCUCCAUGCAGUCGCCCUGUUUGCCGAGCACCGUCCGCCAGCGCCUUGUGGACCCCCAGCACUCCCUGGGAUCUCAGAGGUUGGUAGAAAGUCACCAGGCGCCCGCCGGCCCGGGUGAUUCAGGGCCGCUGGUCCACUACCUGCCAGCGGGCAGGGUGACGAUGCGCCGAAUGCCCAGCUUCUCCGGCGGCCAACCGUUCAGCUCCGAGGUCCACAGUGCCGCCGCCGCCGCCACGGCCAACCCCGUGGCCUCCCUUCCUGCUCCUGGUCCUGCUCCUCCUUGCUGUUCCACUGCCAGCCACGGGACUUCCUCUGCCUCCACCUGCCACACGCUCCCGAUCCUUUACCAUCACACCAGCUCCUCUUACAUCUUCCAGAUGGACAGCCUCCCUAACCUGCCCCCGCCCGACGUCACUUCUGGGACACGCUGUCGUGCGGAGAGCUUUGGAGACUUGUCUCGCUCAGAUUCCGACUCCUCCAUCCCUCACCUGAGCGACAGCCAGCGCACCUCCAGCUCGGCAGGGAAGCUGCUGCCCCCGCGGCCUGCCUUGCUCAACAAGUCUGUGGAGGAUGGAGCCGCCUGCAGCCUCCUGGCCCUCGGAGGAGGACCCCCCAGCAGCAGCAGCAGCAGCAGCAGCCGGCCCCCAGACCCCUCGGCCCCGCCGGAGAGCCCAAUCCUGAUGAAGAAGGUGAUGAUGCUCAACCACGGCCUGGAGAAGGCGUCCAGCCUCGGGGAGAUCGGCCCCUCGGGGCCGGGGGCCGCGGGGACCCGCCACGCCCACUCCGACUCCUCCCGGUCGCACAGCCCAAGCUCUACCGAGCCCGAGACGCCCUCCCCAACCUCGGAUGGGCGGCCGAACAACAGCGUGGGGAGCAAGAGCAACAGCCGCAUCCCCCACCUAGCUGGCAAGAAGGGCCCGGGCACCUGCGGCGAGGAAGACAGCGGCUCCACGGGGGAGGAGACCGACUCCUCGGGUCAAGGCCGCAAGAAGUUCCCCCUCAAGAUUUUCAAGAAGCCCAGGAAAUAGCCAGGGCGCUUCCAGAAGGAAGGAGGGGAAGCCGCCUGCCCGCCCCCCUCCACUCCUGGGACAGGACCCCCCCCAUCCCCUGUGGAGGGGAGGGGACAAUGGAGCAGGGAGGAGGGGAGGGGAGGCGUGUACGUGCGUGGGAAGGGUCCAGCCCAGGCCGUAUCCCUCCUCCCUUCCCCAAGGACCCUCCUGCUCCCACCGGACAGCUGAGGCUGGAGGCGCCGAGGAGGAGGGGCGGACGUCCCUAUUUAUUUGAUGACCUGGUUCCAGCCCUCUUCCUCCUGAGCGGCUCUGGCUUUUGCUGUGCAUGGCUUUGCAUCACACACCUCC
Messenger RNA from Pogona vitticeps (central bearded dragon), 3614 nucleotides. NCBI's taxonomy places the organism in Eukaryota, Metazoa, Chordata, Lepidosauria, Squamata, Agamidae. The record is from RefSeq and is a predicted model, not a curated record.